Antrostomus carolinensis (chuck-will's-widow) is the source of this 998-nucleotide messenger RNA. Its product is annotated as solute carrier family 2, facilitated glucose transporter member 9. Gene Ontology annotation, biological process: dehydroascorbic acid transport. Gene Ontology annotation, molecular function: D-glucose transmembrane transporter activity. The annotation marks the transcript as partial. The record is from RefSeq and is a predicted model, not a curated record. The transcript has 7 exons. Gene Ontology annotation, cellular component: plasma membrane. Lineage: Eukaryota; Metazoa; Chordata; Aves; Caprimulgiformes; Caprimulgidae.
CCAGGGCUGUGCUGAUUCCUCCUCCUCUCUCCCAGCACCUCACCUUCCCCCUGCUGUCGGUCACUCUCCUGGUGUCCUUUGGCUCCUCCAUGCUCUAUGGCUACAACCUGGCCGUGGUGAACUCACCGGCGGUGCACAUAAAGGCUUUCUACAAUGCCACAUGGUUCCAGCGGUACGGGCACAGUCUGGCCCCAGGCCCCCUGACCCUCCUCUACUCCCUGACUGUCUCCAUCUUUGCCCUGGGUGGGCUAGUGGGCUCCUUGCUGGUGGGGGUGAUGGUGGAGCGGUACGGCAGGAACGGCACACUGAGCCGCAGCACCCUCCUUGUCCUUCUGGCUGGUGGCUUCAUGGGCUUCAGCAGAGAGCUGGGGUCCCCUGAGAUGGUGAUCAUCGGCCGCUCCAUCAUGGGGCUCCACUCAGGUAUUUGUCUCAGUGUGGUGCCCCUCUACCUGGGGGAAAUCGCCCCCAAGAACCUACGGGGUUUCCUGGGCCUUGUGCCCAGCAUCUUCAUCUGCCUGGGGGUUUUCUUCGCACAGGUUCUGGGCCUCCCAGAGCUGCUGGGCAAGGACAGGUUCUGGCCCCUUUUUCUGUCAGUGGUGGUUGUUCCUGCCUCCCUCCAGCUCCUGCUGCUGCACUGCUUCCCCGAGAGCCCACGGUACCUGCUGAUAGAGAGGAACGAUGUCUAUGGGGCCACCAAAGCACUGCACCGGUUCCUGGGGACGCCAGACGUGCAGGAUGUGAUUGAGGAGAUGAAGGAGGAGCAGCGGUCGCUCUCCACCAUGGAGAUGGUCUCCGUCUGGCAGCUGCUGCGGGACCGCUCUGUUCGCUGGCAAACCCUCUCGGUGGUGGUGGUGAAUGCUGGCAUGCAGCUCUCAGGGAUUGAUGCUAUCUGGUUCUAUACCAACACCAUCUUUGAGAACGCUGGGAUCCCCGUGUCCCAGAUCCCCUACACCACCGUGGGCACCGGCGCCAUUGAAGUUGUUGCAGGGCUGAUCGGG